AUGUUGUUCAACCAGUCAGUUUCUGUGUAUACUGGUCGCAAAGUAAACGACUUAUUUGUUGAUCUUUCUGAUGGAGUCAACCUUAUAGCUUUACUGGAGGCACUUUCUGCAGAAAGAUUGUUGCUCUGCUCUGGGCUUCACUGCGUUUUCAAAUUGAUUGUUGUUAUUAUAAGAAAUGUUAAAAGGUCUCGUGAGGUUGGUUGUACACGUUUUCACCGAAUUCAGAAUAUUCAGUAUUGCUUGGAUUUUCUGAAAAAAAAAAAUAUUAAAACAGUUAAUAUUCGGCCAGAGGAUAUCGUUGAAGGAAACCCAAAGCUAACAUUAGGAUUGAUUUGGACGAUCAUCCUUAAUUUCCAGGUGUCUGUAAUAAAACAGCGGCAGCUGGAGAGUACAACCUGCUGCCAGGUUUUGCUUGCGCUUCUUCACCUUUUUUCUUUCGCUGCUAUUUCAUUUUCAGUAACAAUUUUUUGUUGUGAAAACUAA
Enterobius vermicularis (human pinworm) is the source of this 483-nucleotide messenger RNA. Lineage: Eukaryota; Metazoa; Nematoda; Chromadorea; Rhabditida; Oxyuridae. The record is from the annotation of a GenBank genome assembly.